Messenger RNA from Nyctereutes procyonoides (raccoon dog), 3716 nucleotides. RefSeq names its product LIM and SH3 protein 1 (gene LASP1). The transcript has 7 exons. The coding region runs from base 149 to 937 and encodes 262 amino acids. Gene Ontology annotation, molecular function: actin filament binding. NCBI's taxonomy places the organism in Eukaryota, Metazoa, Chordata, Mammalia, Carnivora, Canidae. Gene Ontology annotation, cellular component: focal adhesion. The record is from RefSeq and is a predicted model, not a curated record.
AGGGCGGAGGCGGAGGCCAGUUCCCUAGCUCCAGCCGCCGUCGCCGCUGCCUGUGUAGUUGCAGCAGCGGCCGCCUCCCGCCAGCUCGCUCCGGGGAAAGAGAACGCGCGCGAGCUCGGGCGUCCCCGCCCCAGCCCUUCCCGGAGCCAUGAAUCCCAACUGCGCCCGGUGCGGCAAGAUCGUGUACCCCACGGAGAAGGUGAACUGUCUGGAUAAGUUCUGGCACAAAGCAUGCUUCCACUGCGAGACCUGCAAGAUGACACUCAACAUGAAAAACUACAAGGGCUAUGAGAAGAUCCCCUACUGCAAUGCACACUACCCCAAGCAGUCCUUCACCAUGGUGGCUGACACCCCGGAAAACCUCCGCCUCAAGCAACAGAGCGAGCUCCAGAGUCAGGUGCGCUACAAGGAGGAGUUUGAGAAGAACAAGGGCAAAGGCUUCAGCGUGGUGGCAGACACACCCGAACUCCAGAGAAUCAAGAAGACCCAGGACCAGAUCAGUAACAUAAAAUACCACGAGGAGUUUGAGAAGAGCCGCAUGGGCCCCAGCGGGGGCGAGGGUGUGGAACCUGAGCGCCGAGAUUCGCAGGACAGCAGCAGCUACCGGCGGCCCCAGGAGCAGCAGCAGCCGCCCCACCACAUCCCAGCCAGCGCGCCAGUUUACCAGCAGCCCCAGCAGCAGCAGGUGGCACAGUCCUAUGGUGGCUACAAGGAGCCCGCGGCCCCAGUCUCCAUACCACGCAGCGCCCCAGGAGGGGGUGGGAAGCGGUACCGCGCCGUGUACGACUACAGCGCCGCCGACGAGGAUGAAGUCUCCUUCCAGGACGGGGACACCAUCGUCAACGUGCAGCAGAUCGACGAUGGCUGGAUGUACGGGACCGUGGAGCGCACGGGCGACACGGGGAUGCUGCCGGCCAACUACGUGGAGGCCAUCUGAGCGCCUGGCCCGGCCGCCCUGCCCCAUCCGUCUUCAGUGCAUUCCACGGCAUCGCAUCUGUCCUGGGCGUCACCUGUCCCCCCUUCACUGUCUCUGUUUGUUUGUUUUGUUUUGUUUUAAAUCUGCGACAGCUUGUUUAUUCCCACCCUCCUCCAGCUUUUGCCAACCGAAGCCUUGUUCUGCCACUUUCGCAGGCUCUUCCUCUGGCAGGUUUUCCCUUUGACCAACUUCUUGGUUUUCUCUCUGGAUGGAACAGGUGUGGACCUCUCCGGGGGAGGCUGAGGCACAGGGAGCGGGUCUGGAAUUGGAGACCCAUGGCUUCUCUCCUUCCUGCCCCCCUCCGACCUCCCUGCCCUCCUCACACACCCCAACUUUCCAGGACUUCUGGGGGAGGGGCUCCGUACAUUCCCAGAGUGGGACCCCACCACCCUUGCCCCUGGGAAGGGCUUGGCCUCUACUUCUCAAAGACAGGGCUGCGCCCCCCCACCCCACCCCACUCUCCAGGACCACAGAGGAGGGUACGUUCCCGCUCUGGGAUCCACUCGUCCCUCCUCAUUCGUGUUCCUUCUCACACUGUGAUUUUGCUCUCGUGCCCACACACGGCCGUGUGGGCGAGGGGCUCCCCAGGAAGCACGGCUUGGGUCAAGUGCUCACCUUUCUUACUCUUAGGGACAGUUGCAGGAAGGAGGGGAACGGGGUGUUCUCUCCCAUAGCCCUUUUCAUUCCUCCACCCCCAGUCUCCUGGCCCCUGAGCUCUGGGCUACGUAGGCCCCUCCCCACCCCACUCCCCGUGGGAAGAUGUCUCAGGCCUCCCACGGGCACCCCUCCUCGGCCCAGGGCCAAGUGGACUGGAACUGUGCGAAGCCACAGGGCUUUCUGUGUCUCCAGGACUCCGCAUGUGGAGGAAGGGGUGCAUCUGUGUCUGACGGGCUAGCUGAGUGAAGCAGUCAGGGUCCAGGCCGCCGGGAGCCCCUGGGCUUCUGCGAGAGUUCACAGAGCCGUCUCCCUGCCAUGGCUUCCUCAGAACCCACAGUGGGGGAGAACCCUGGGGGAGAGACGUGCCUCGUGGUUUCUGUGGAGUGAAGAUUCCUCCUUUCCUUCAAUUGCCAAACAGCAGAAGCCCACCCACCUCCUGCCCCUUCCAGACUGCUGGCCAGAGGUAAGGGGGGUGGUCGUGGGGUUAGCGAGGCUGAUGUUGGGGCCUGCAGUUUGCUGGGGUCGGUGGGGCAGGCUUCGUGGCUCUAGGCCUCUUUCCCCCCAUCUCUGUGUCCUGGGCUGCAGACCGCCCUGUGUCACCCGCAGUGUGGGUGCCUCACUGCCCUUUCCCACCAUCUCCCCGCUAACCUAACACCCCCUUGAAGCAGAGGGAGAAGGUCCCAGGCCUACAAAACUGGAAGCACAGACCCCGGGAUGAGGAAGGGAAAGAUGGUGCUAUUUCCAAGUCCCUUCUCUCGUUCGCUGGUGGCUGUGACGACCCUUGCUUGGCUUUAUUCAUCUCUGGGCUCUCUCAGCAUCCCUCUGGGCUUCCCCCUCCCGUCUUCGCCUCAGCCUCGACAUCUUUGCCUCCUUGUCCCGUUGGGAGAGGGAGGACCCUGCAGGCAGAUGCGGCAAUCAGGUCCUCACUGCUUGGGAGUCAACCUUGGAAUAUUUACCCCAAAUCAGAAGGUUGAAGAAAUGACUGUGGGGGGAGAACUCUCCCUGGCCCAUCUCUCUUCUCUGGCCCCGACCUAGGCGAAGGCAGGUGGAGGGGCUUUAUGUUGAACAAUUUGGGAGCUGAAGGAGGCAGAGAGGGAGCAAUCUGGGGAGCUUUGAGAAGGGGGCACCAGGCCAUUACUUUUCCUCUUGAUCUCAAAGCACAAUUUGGAUUUGGGAACCAAGGUCAGAGACCUGUCCUGUUGCAAGACCUGUGGUUGGGAGCCCAGUGAGGCAGGAGGAGAGCCUGGAGGAGUAAGAAGCAGCCUGUCUUCCCUUAGCUUAAUUUUUCUUCCAAAACAAGGCAGGCCAGCCACUGGAAUCUUGCUGCCGGCCACUCUACUCCUCCCGGCCUAAAAAUAGGGGACCUUUUUGUACACACCCCCAGAGAGAAGGACUGCCACACUGGUGCUGAGGGACUCAGAGGCUGCUAGGAGUCCUUGCUCCUUUCCAGAACCAUCCAUUCCUAAAAGAGCACAGAACUGAGGGCUGGGCCAAGUCCCAGGUCUUUUCUUACAGUUCACAAAGGUCUUUGGCCAAUCUAAUCCCAGGAAAGCAGAUACAUCAAAGCUAGAAUGUGACUAUAACUUUAGUGGACCAACCAAUAAGAAAAUACAAGAAGCCCAAUGGUGAGAAAAGUGAAUUUGUCACACUGCUUCCUAUUUUCUUCCUCAUGUCCCUCCAGGGAAAACUAUUGCUUAAUUUCUGCCUUUUUCCUCUCACAUAUGCACUUUUGGGCCUUUUUAUUUUUUUUUUAAGUAGCUGGAAAAAAAAAAAAUACCACCCCACAAACCUGUAUUUAAAAAGAAACAAAUGACCAUGUGAAAUUUGCCUCUGUCCAAACAUUUCAUCCGUGUGUGCGUGCGUGAGUGUGUGUGUGUGUGUGUGUGUGUGUGUGUGUGUGUGAAGCCGUCCGUUCAUCUUUUUAUAUGGGGUGGUUGUCUUUUCUUGGUCUGUUUGGUCCUCUCCCUCGUGGGCUUGUGCUUGGGAUCAACUCUUUCUGGCCUGUUAAUGAUUCUCGACAUUUGACUUGGACCACAAGUGAAUCUUUCUCCUGGUGACUCAAAUAAUAAAAGUAUAAUUUUUA